AUGCGUACCGCAGUACUCCUUGUCAGCAACAUACAUUGCCCUUCCUGCGUUUGCUUGAUCCAGGAUGUCUUCUCUCGAAAGGCCGGCAUUCUUUCCAAUGCUGAUGUCUCAUUAAUUGCGGAGACUGUUCGCAUUUCCUACGACGAAAAUGUCACCAGUUUUCACGCUCUCGUCGAUGCUUUAGUCGAUGCUGCCUUCGAGGUCCGCCAUGUUACCGUCGCCGACGAUCGAGGAGCUCAGGUCGAAGAUCAGGAUCUCAUUCCUGACUCAAUUCCCACAUCUUCUCGCUGGGACCGAAUGUGGCGUCGCGCACGCCAAGAUCAUAUCGACAACUGUGAUGCCUGCCAAAGCGAGCAACGGCAGAUGUCAACAGAAAAGUCAAGGGCAAGAACUUGGGCAACGAUUGUUAGGUCGCGUAAGAACGGCUCGUCUAUCUCGGGUCGGUCCAGUGCCCUUAGUAGUGCUGGUACUGCUGUGGACAAUCCUGCCGUCAUCAAUGUCGACGGCCCUCCGUCCAGGGACGACACCGCCAUCUAUAAGGCCGCGGUCGCCCUCGAGGGCAUGACUUGUGGUUCCUGCGUCGGAGCCAUCACUCGAGGGGUUCAGCAUCUGCCAUAUGUCUCGUCAGUCAAUGUGGACUUGUUGACAAACAGCGGAACAUUCGAAGUCAAAGGCAGGGCUAAUGUUGACCAAUUACUGGAGAGUAUUGAAGAUCUCGGAUAUGGUGCAAGCCUCGUCACCUUGAUCGAGCCCGAGACAGCUCCUUUGAACCCUCAAGAGAGAAUCAUUGAGCUCCAAAUUGAUGGCAUGCACUGCCAGAACUGUCCGGAUCGAGUCAAAGAAGCCCUUGAAGGGCUGGCAGACGCCACGGUGGCGGAGACAUUUUUCAAGAUACUGAAGACGCCGUCUCUAAAGGACCCUAAAAUCCAGAUAGCUUAUAAGCCCCGCCCAGCGAAGGGCCAGACCGCCCGACGAUUCGUACAGGCUAUCGAGGCCGUCGACACCGCAUUCACGGUCUACGUCUACCACGCACCCACGCUUGAGGAACGGUCCCGGCAUCUGCAACACGCUGAACGAAUGUCAAUUCUGUGGCGGCUGAUUUUCACUGGCAUGCUCGCUAUACCGACACUGAUCAUAGGUGUUGUAUUCAUGGCACUCGUUCCGAAGCACAACAAGACACGUCAGUGGUUUGAACAGCCUCUAUGGGCGGGCAAUACGAGUCGUCUCGAGUGGUCUCUAUUUAUUAUCACGACACCAGUCAUGUUUUAUGGUGCAGACAUAUUCCAUCGAAGAGCAUUCAACGAAAUUUGGCAGAUGUGGAGGCCCGGCAGCAGCUUCCCCCUCUCCAAGCGCAUUCUCAGAUUUGGAAGCAUGAAUCUCUUAAUCAGUGCGGCAACAAUGGUCGCAUACAUUUCAUCCUUAGCCGUGCUCAUCAUGAGUGCAACCAGCACUAUUGAUCAGCAACACCACACCAUGUCGAGCUCUACUUACUUCGACGCCGUCACUUUUCUAACCUUCUUCAUUCUUAUCGGCCGUUUUCUGGAAGCGUACAGCAAGGCGAAAACAGGAGAUGCCGUCACUCUGCUCGGCAAGCUUAGGCCGAGUGAAGCAUUUUUAAUUGAGCAGGGCAUUCGGAAGAUACCUGUCGAUCAGUUGGAAGUCGACGAUCUCGUACAGAUACCUCGUGGGCACUCUCCUCCCGCCGAUGGAGUAGUCGAACAAGACGGAUCAUCUUCGUUCGACGAGAGUUCGUUAACCGGAGAGUCAAAGCCUGUCAGUAAAAUCAAGGGCGACACCGUCUACUCCGGCACUGUCAACGUUGCUGAUCCAGUCGAGGUCAGAGUAACGGGACUCGGAGGCUCUUCAAUGUUGGACCAGAUCAUUGACGUUGUUCGCGGUGGACAGGCUAAACGUGCUCCUAUUGAGAGGUUCGCUGACGUCUUGACUGGCUAUUUCGUGCCUGUCAUUACCCUGCUUGCCGUUACCACAUGGCUCAUCUGGCUAGGCCUGGGUACAUCGAGCUCACUUCCCAGGGCUUGGCUGGGUGACAAGCAAGGUGGCUGGGCUUUCUGGUCGUUGGAGUUCGCAAUCGCUGUAUUCGUCAUUGCAUGUCCGUGUGGUAUUGGCUUAGCUGCUCCCACGGCACUGUUUGUGGGUGGUGGCCUCGCAGCGAAGCAGGGAAUCCUGGUCCAGGGCGGCGGUCAAGCAUUCCAGGAAGCCUCGAGACUUGACAGCAUUGUCUUCGACAAGACCGGCACACUCACGCAGGGUGAGAUGAAGGUCACCGAUUUCGAGCAGCUGUCCGACGUGCUCCACAAAGAUGUACUUUUAGCAAUUUCUCGAUCAUUGGAGAACAUCUCGAGCCACCCCAUCGCGCAAGCUAUUGCCACGUAUUGCUCUUCGAGCACGGCCGAACUCGCUCUAGCUGACGUCAAAGAAGUUCCUGGACAAGGCAUGAUUGGCACAGUCACACUCAAACACGGCACAGUCGAAGAAAGCUUCCACGCUGCCAUUGGCAACGAGAGUUUACUGUCCACGGUUGAGACCGCAUCAAUCACAUCCUUAGGAGAGGCUACCACGCCACAGCCCUCUACUGCUGGUUCGGCCAAUUUCUUCUGCCAUCAAUCCCUCCGUCGACAUCAAAUACAGGGACACAGCGUUGCGAUUCUUGCUGUCCGCCCAGCCUCGUCGCCCCACACUCACUACCAGCCCGCCGCUCUCUUCGCUCUUUCUGACCCACUACGCCCCGAAGUCGCCUCAGUGCUCGCAUCUCUUCGCUCACAAGGCUUGUCGGUGCACAUGUGCACCGGCGACAACGCCACCACGGCUUCUGCCAUUGCGGCCAGCCUGUCGAUCCCCGCCUCACAUGUCCGCGCUGGCGUCCUCCCGCAAGGCAAGGCUGCCUACAUCCAUGAGCUUCAACACGAACAUCAGCCUACCACGGGAUCCUCCAGGCGCCGAGUCGUAGCCUUUGUCGGCGACGGCCUAAACGACACCCCGGCCCUCACCGCCGCGGACGUCUCCAUCUCCCUCUCCUCCGGCAGCGACAUCGCCAUCACCGCCUCGUCCUUCAUCCUCCUCAACCCAAGCCUCCGCACCAUCACGAGCCUGCUCUCGCUCUCUCGCCGCGUGUUCCUGCGCGUCAAGCUCAACUUCUUCUGGGCAUUGCUCUACAACUGCGUUCUUAUCCCCGUGGCGGCGGGUGUUUUCUAUCCCGUAGGCGCCACUGCUGAGCACGGCGGCUGGAGGCUCGGUCCCGUGUGGGCUGCCGUGGCUAUGGCGUGCAGCAGCGUGAGCGUCGUGGCCAGUAGUCUGGCGCUGCGGUUGCCGGAGGUCAAGUUUGAAACGUUGUUCGGUCGCCGGAGGACAUGA
Molecule: messenger RNA, 3372 nt
Organism: Cyphellophora europaea CBS 101466
Lineage: Eukaryota; Fungi; Ascomycota; Eurotiomycetes; Chaetothyriales; Cyphellophoraceae
Exons: 1
Coding region: 1-3372 (1123 amino acids)
Biological process (GO): copper ion homeostasis; monoatomic cation transport
Cellular component (GO): membrane
Molecular function (GO): copper ion binding; ATP binding; P-type divalent copper transporter activity
Source: RefSeq, a predicted model, not a curated record